AUGACAGAAGUGAAAAUAUCAAAAAAUUUUCAGAACCCAAGGACCGUCAUGUUGGCUGGACAUAUUGUGCAGAAGCGCGUGGCUUUGCAAGCUACAGGCCUGGGAGUCAGGGCAUUUUCGAUUUCUGGAGCUCGUUUAUCCGGCCAGAAGUCGCCUAUCCAAGUGUUCGUGGACACAUUCCGCAGCGAGCUGAAAAAGAGCACCGAGCUCACUGACCAAAUCAAACAGCUUAAGAGCGCUACCGACGAGAUGGGAGAAAGUGAGGCUUUUAAGAAAGCCAAAGAGGCAUACAACGCCGCGCAGAAAUCGUCGGGAGCGUUGGCAAAGGGAGUGCACAAGACAGCCGAGGUCGUGGGAGAUGUGGCACAGAAGGCAUGGGAGUCGCCUGUGGGAAAGGGGGUGCGGACUACCGUUGAGAAAACCGCCGAGACUGUCGAUCAAGUGAUCGAGCCGAUCCGGAAAACCAAGACUUACCAGGAGGUGACCAAGAGUCUCGACGAAGGCGCUUCCAAAUAUGGAUUGUACGAGAGCAAGGAGCAGAGACGGCUUCGUCGUCUGCGCGAGCUGGAGAACAAACCAAAGGCCAUUAAAAGAGACGAGGAGGCCGGCACUGCCAUAGUUGCCACCAAUAUCAAGUCUGAGAGCAGCAUCAAAGACAAGAUCAAGAUCAAGCCCAACUCUGCCAUUGGAAGACUGCUGGUGGUGCUGAGAGAAAAAUGGGAGGAGGCAGAAAACCCACUGUUGGUGCUGAUCCGGACCGUCAUCGACAAGAUCGGCAGCUUUUUUGCCGAAACCGAGGGUGCCAGAGUCAUCAAGGCUUUCAGAGAGCUGGACCCUAACUUUAACACAGAAAGUCUGACUAAACAGCUCAGAGAGUACAUUGUGCCUGAGGUUUUAGAGGCAUACAUUACCGGAGAGGAGAAGGUCCUGAAAACGUGGCUCUCGGAGGCUCCGUUCAACAUCAUAGCUGCACAGCAGAAACAACUCAGAGAUCAGGGUCUGAUCUCGGAUGGCCGUAUUUUGGACGUGAGAGACGUCCAGAUCGUGUCGUCACGUAUGUUGGAGCCUAACCAGAUCCCUGUUUUCGUUGUUAGCGCUAGAGUUCAGGAAGUUAAUCUCUACAGAAAGGCCAAGACUGGCGAAGUGGUGGCAGGUACUGAGGAGGAUAUUCUGUUGUCUGCCUACGCCUUGGUGAUAACGCGUGUCCCAGAGGAGAUAGACAACCCAGAGACAGAGGGAUGGAAGAUUCUGGAGUUUGUGAGAGGUGGAUCUCGGAAAUUUACCUGA
This is a messenger RNA of Ogataea parapolymorpha DL-1, 1287 nucleotides long. Its product is annotated as Mitochondrial import inner membrane translocase subunit TIM44. Gene Ontology annotation, biological process: protein import into mitochondrial matrix. Gene Ontology annotation, molecular function: protein-folding chaperone binding. The record is from RefSeq and is a predicted model, not a curated record. NCBI's taxonomy places the organism in Eukaryota, Fungi, Ascomycota, Pichiomycetes, Pichiales, Pichiaceae. Gene Ontology annotation, cellular component: mitochondrial inner membrane. The coding region runs from base 1 to 1287 and encodes 428 amino acids. The transcript has a single exon.